Rhodamnia argentea is the source of this 930-nucleotide messenger RNA. Its product is annotated as acid phosphatase 1-like. Gene Ontology annotation, molecular function: acid phosphatase activity. The transcript is spliced from 3 exons. Lineage: Eukaryota; Viridiplantae; Streptophyta; Magnoliopsida; Myrtales; Myrtaceae. The coding region runs from base 40 to 834 and encodes 264 amino acids. The record is from RefSeq and is a predicted model, not a curated record.
CCUAGUUGUUCAAUAAUUCAGCUGCAAGAUUAAAGUUAGAUGACAAUGAAGCCCCCAAGCCUCAUCCUCCUCAUCCUCGCCAUCACAAUGCCGACAUCGUUGACCUAUGCCGGCCAAAUGCCCGACCGAAUCCACCCCCUCCGGACACAAGCUGGCUCCGGCGGCCACCGCAUCCCGGGUGUCUCCUGCCUGAGCUGGCGGCUGGCGGUGGAGACCGACAACAUCCGGGACUGGGACCUGGUCCCCUCGUCCUGCGAGGGCUACGUCGGGCACUACAUGCUCGGCCACCAGUACCGCAAGGACUGCAACGCCGCAGCGUGGGCAGCGUACGACUACGCCAAGGGGCUGACGCUCAAGAAGGACGGGAAGGACGUGUGGGUCUUCGACAUCGACGAGACCUCCCUCUCCAAUCUCCCUUACUAUGCCCGCCCCGACAAUGCAUUCGGGGCAAAGGAGUACAACGAGACGACGUUCAAGGAGUGGGAACUGGAGGGCAAAGCACCGGCGGUGCCAGCGAUACUGGAUCUGUACAAGAGGCUGCUGAAACUAGGGUUCAAGAUCGUGUUCAUCUCCGGCAAGUCCGAGAGCUUGAGGUCCAUCACCGUCUACAACAUGAAGAAGGUGGGCUACUACACUUGGGAGAAGCUCAUCCUCAAGCAAACAUCAGAAUCUGGGACGACAGCAAUGGUGUACAAGUCGAAGGAGAGGAAGGAGCUCGAAGAGGCGGGCUACAGAAUCCUGGGGAACAUGGGCGACCAGUGGAGCGAUCUGCUGGGGACUCACGUCGGGAACCGCACAUUCAAAGUCCCGAAUCCGAUGUUCUACAUCGCCUGAACCUCGGAUCACUGUCCAAAGUAUUCCAGCUUCGAUUAAAAAUAUGUCUGAACCUAUGCCCCAAUAAUUUGUGGUAUUUGAAAGGCCGAAUGCUUA